AUGGCGACAAACGCGAACCAAGAGUUCAGCAAGCAGGAUACCACAACCGACGAUAUUCCUCAGGGUGGAGAUACUGUUGACAACUCUUAUGCUAGUCGGCCAGGUCAGAUUAGUAUACCUGUGCUGAGGGACGAGACACCGGUUGAGCAACCCAACGACGCACACAAUCCUGACUCGGAUCAGGCUCUAAGGCAAGAUGAAGCAGAAGCAAUCGACAAACACAAGAUUCUGAAAGGUGGUCGGACUCGAAAUGCGACAAAACCAAAGGGUACUUAUCAAGAUCCAGAGGGAGAGGCCGACCUUCCUGAGAAUGACGAGACUUCUGCCGUGCGUUGAUCUUUUGCCGACCAAAUAUAGUACUGUUGCGCUCAGACACAUGAGAUUGGGAAUAUAAGGAUGUUUCUCGAAUGACUCUCGCGCUUUUCGGUGAGCAUUUACAAAAAGACUGAGGUCUCAACAGCGACUUAGGAAGAAUCUAAGAUGUUGAAUACUGUCACUCACUACUCCUAUAGAUAUUGAAAUUCUUUGAUUGCGA
Messenger RNA from Exophiala oligosperma, 535 nucleotides. RefSeq lists its product as uncharacterized. Bases 1 to 336 code for a protein of 111 amino acids. The transcript has 2 exons. Lineage: Eukaryota; Fungi; Ascomycota; Eurotiomycetes; Chaetothyriales; Herpotrichiellaceae. The record is from RefSeq and is a predicted model, not a curated record.